UAGAAAUAAAAAGGAUGUAAUCAGUAGGAAGGGGGGAGUUUGAGGUAUUCUCAAAUCGUUUUCUCUAUUUUUUCUUGAGAAUAGUUGGGGGAAUCAGAGACAGAGAUACGCCCAAAGAGAAACAAAGAAGGAAACACAGUAGAACCAGAGAAGAAAACCUCAAUUUUACACACUAAAUACACUCAAAUCUCUUCUCACACAAGAACAGAAGCGAAAGAAGACAGAAUCUAGAGCUGCAAAGAGCUUUUCCCCCCCAAAUUUGGACUAGUUUUGUUGCUUUUCUUCCUCCUUUCCAUCUUUUCCAUUCAUUAUGCCUUCUGUUUCUUGUUAAUCUCUGUUUGAGCGAGAUACGAGAGAGAUCUUGUCCUUCUACAUUGCCUACUCUGUAGCGGACAAGGUAAUCUCGCUACCCAAUCGCCCAAUCACUUUCUUUCAUCCUCCCACUUCAUUUUCCCCCUUGGAAUUUCAUCCUUAUCCGCCUGAAUCGAGCUGCGUUUGCCCUUUUAAUCGAUUCCCUAUAAUUGCAUAGGUAUUCUUUUUCAGGGUUUUGAUUCUAUCUAUCCGUUUCUUUUUGCAUUCGAAAAGAUUUCUUCGGAUUCCCAGGUUUUUUGUUUUUGAGUAAUGGAAAUUUAGGGUUUUGGUACUGGCUAUGUGCUCAUGUAUUCGGUGGAUUUUCUAGGGUUUUGACGGAUCGUAACUGGGUGGCUCUCCAAUUUAUCGGUUUUGCACUAAUUAGGGUUUGAUAUCGACUCUAUGGAUUGAAAGUAUGAUUGUGACUGGGGCAUCGGGCUUUCUCUAGAAUGGGCUGGAGCUCCGAUCGUUCGUAGGAUUCUGGUUUUAGACUGUUCUUUGCCACGGCUGCGAUUCUAAAACUGUAACGCACCACUAGAAUGAAGUGAACUUUGCUGGUUUGAUCAUGGAAGAGGAUUGCACAUUAUAGACUUGUUUUUGUCAGUGAUCAGUCUCAAUCCAAUCAAUUUCUUGGAUUACAAGGGAUUUGCGAUACUGUUUCUGGUGUUUCAUCUCUAAUUUGGGAAUUCUAUUGGUUUAAACAGGAGAUUAUAAUCUGCCCAAGACCAAAAUCAAGAGACCAUUGCGUUGAAUCAUCGACAUUUUCCACGAAUUGAUCGGGAGAGCUAAUUUGUGCUAAAAUUGUUUCCAAGGACUUCUUUUUGUCUGCGUUUCGAUUGAUUUAGGUUUUCUCUGAUAUUCGGGAAUCGGGUUAGAAUUCGUUUAGUUCAGUGCCGGAGUUGGCUCAUAAUAUAUACACUUUUUUGUUGAGAAUUUUGGAAAUAUCUCUGUUGGCCUGUGCUUAUUGUUCCUGUACUUUUGUUUAUAAGUCGGAAGAGUUCUCUGCGGUUUGGGAAUUGCAUCUGUGGGACUGACUAAGAAGCACAUGGAGGAGUAUUGAAGCUGGCAAUGAAUGCAAGGACAUGGUGCAUGGACAGCAGCUUAGUUUCUUGUUCGUUCUCUUUUCAGAACAGUGCUUCUGGAAAAUAGUUUUAGCGUUUUCGCCUGUGGAAAAAGCUCGUGUUUAUUGUCUAAGUACUCUGCGUAAUGUCGCGCUGCUUUCCAUUUCCGCCACCGGGAUAUGAAAAGAAGUCUAGGGCUGAGGAUGCGGACCUACUAAAAAAGGAGAAGAGCAAAGAGAAAAAGCAUAAAAAGGAGAAGAAAGAAAAGGAGAAGAAAGAAAAGGAGAAGAAAGAAAAGGAGAAGAAAGAAAAGGAGAAGAAAGAAAAGGAGAAGAAAGAAAAGGAGAAGAAAGAAAAGGAGAAGAAAGAAAAGGAGAAGAAAGAAAAGGAGGGUAAAGAAAAAAGAGAUAAGGAUAAAAGUGAUGAGAAACGCCGUGAAAAGAAAGAAAAAAAGAAAGACAAAGACAGGGACAAGAAGAAGGAUAGGGAUAAGGAGAAGGAGAGUCGACCUUCGGGGAAAACUGGGAAUCAAAAUGGGGAGGUGGUUGUUCGAGUCAAACAUAACAGUGUCGAAGAUGAGAAGCAUACUGCGCAACUCGAUUCGUGCAUUGGAAAUAAGAUUAGUCAGAAUGCCUUUUUUCCUAAGGAGACGAAGAAUUCAAAAACGGUACAGGAGGUGGGGAGGAGAAUCGAGGACGGUGGAGCUGCAAAGGUUGGGAAAUUUGCAGUUGCACAACCGAAAAAGGACGACAGAAUGGCCACACAGAUGGCUAGGAAUUCCGAGACCAUGUUUGAAGGCAUGGAACACAACAAGAACAAGAAAAUUGAUGAAAGAAACUACAAUGGUCAAGGAAUUAGACACGAGGAAAGGUUUAGUGGCAAUUCCACGAUCCCGAGUUCCACCACGACCGCAACUGCAACUGUUGAAUCUGGAGUUGCAGGAAUGGUUAAACAAUUGGAUAAAAGUGCCGAGAGAAAGAAAGAAGCAAACGAUAAAAUCGGACCGAAAGAAGGUGAAGAAAAACGAGGGAGCAAACACAAGGAUAAAGAUAAAGAGAAGAAAGGACGACGGGACGAUAAAGAGAAGAAAAAAGAAAAGAAAGCGAAGAAGGCGGAAGAGAAGAACGCCAUGGUAGAUAAAACGAAAGAGAUCAGUAAGGAUAACGUAUUAGGUAGACUUUCUACGAAUACGAAUACAUCACAGCUUGCUGACAGCAACAUAGGUGCUGCAGUUGAGGAAAACAUGAUUAAGAAACGGAAAGAUUUUGAGCCUAAUGGAGUGUUGCAUGAAAUCGACAACAGACCGAGUAAGUUGUCGAGACCCGCUUCUCAUCCAUUGAAAGAAAAUGGUAGGAUACUGGAACCGUGCUCGAUUCCCCCGUCGCCGCCUCCUUCAGAGAGACAGGCUUUGGGAAAUGACGUUAUUUUGGUCGGUAAAGAACGGAAGAUUAAUGGCGUUAUUGACGCUCACCACCCACCUGCGUCUUCGAAACACAAGUCGGGCAGCCAGGGCGGCCAAGACGAUCAUCCUCAACCUACUGCAACACCUAAAAGAUCUCCCCAUCCAGAUUCGAAGCUCUUGAGCCAGGUAUAUUCAGUGCCCAAAAUGGAGGAAUUGUCUGAUUCUGAUAACCAAGAUUGGUUAUUUAGCAGCAGCAAACCCAAGUUAGAAGCUUCAGAGGCGGCUGAGGAAACGUCGCAGGUAUGGGCCGAGGCAAUGCAGAUAGACUCGGUUGACGUUUAUGCUCUUCCUUACGUUAUUCCGUACUGAUGAUCUCAUGAACUGGACUCUAUCUGACUGGGGUAGACCCCAACCUUGAAUCGUGUCGGAGUGUGUGAUUCACCGACAGCCUCGUCACACCCAACUCCCUCGAACACGAGAGAGCACGGUUCUGCUCUUCUUCCACCGUGUUCCUGGCUCUAUUCUUGCAGCCGGGGCUGGACUUGAUUUUGGUAAUAUCAUGGCUCUCAUGUUGUUGAUUGGAUGGAACAGCAUCUGGAUUGAUCUUGGUCGUUGAGGGGUGGGCACAAUCGCCGGGCAAAACACGCCUUGGACAAGCACGACGGUGACACGGCGGUGGUUUUUGAGUUAGGAGAUUCAAUAACUAAUUCAUUGAAAUGAGAGAAUUCAUAAAGGCAGCUCUGGGAGGUUGGCCUGAAAAGAGAGAGCACUUUCUAAUUGAGAAAUGUGUAAGGAAUUAGAUGUGGUCUUUACAUCUCCACCACAAUUUUGAUUUGUAUCAUACAAACUUUUAUUUACAGAAAUGUAAGAUAGAGGGAAGAAGGAAGGAAAGUUAGUGCAAAAUUCAUUUAUGAGCU
Molecule: messenger RNA, 3731 nt
Organism: Cucurbita pepo subsp. pepo (vegetable marrow)
Lineage: Eukaryota; Viridiplantae; Streptophyta; Magnoliopsida; Cucurbitales; Cucurbitaceae
Source: RefSeq, a predicted model, not a curated record